CACACGGCACAGACUGGACCGCACACACGCCGGAGGAUUCUGUUUCCGGUUCGAACAGUUUCCUGUGAACACAAAGGGGUUCAUGGAGAUUCUGAGCGUGUUUACAGACUGACAUGCCAAGCCGUGGCUCCGGGUGUGUUUUUCUUGCAGUCUGCUUCAGGAGGGAAACGGUCGAGGCAGCGCCGGACAGCAACCUGUAACUGGUUACCAGGGCGUAUCGGACCGACGCGGGUUGGAGCACAGGCAGUGUCAUGUCGGACUCGGAGGAGGACAGCCAGGACAAGCAGCUUAAAAUUGUGGUGGUUGGAGACGGAGCAUGUGGGAAGACAUCACUCGCCACCAGAUUUGCACAGGAGGCCUUUGGGAAGCAGUACAAACAAACCAUUGGCCUGGAUUUCUUUCUGAAGAGAAUAAGCCUUCCAGGCAAUUUGAAUGUGACCCUGCAAGUGUGGGACAUUGGAGGCCAAACAUUAGGGGGCAAAAUGCUGGAUAAAUAUGUGUACGGAGCUCAUGGUGUUCUUUUAGUAUAUGACAUCACAAACUACCAGAGCUUUGAGAACCUGGAGGAUUGGUUCAGCAUGGUGAAGAAGGCAAAUGAAGAAUCUGAUAUCCAGCCUGUCGUCUUCCUGGUGGGCAACAAAAUUGGUACCCGUCUGCUCAACCCCGACACCCCCCACCUUUCCUAUCCCGUCCCACGUAGUCGCUUAAGUCGACCUGGAGCACAUGAGGACCAUAAAGGCAGACAAACACCAGCGCCUGUGCCAGGAGAAUGGCCUCAUCAGUCAGUUCGUAUCGGCCAAGACGGGGGAUUCGGUUUUUCUGUGUUUCCAGCGAGUAGCAGCUGAAAUUCUUGGUAUCAAGCUAAAUAAAGCAGAAAUAGAGCAGUCCCAGCGUGUUGUGAAGGCGGACAUCGUGAACUACAGUCAGGACACCGUAGCCAGGACAGCCAACACCCCUCGCAGCUCCAUGUGUGUGCUUCAGUGAUCCUCUCAAGCACAAAAACACAAACAUUAAGAUGUAAAAUCGAUCGUCUUCAGGCAGUAUUAGAACUUCGAGUGAACUGGAUGAGAAAGUAUUCGGAGCGAGGUUUCUGUGUUCCUGUGUGUCAGUCGUAUUGCUUGGAUGAAGAACAGACUGCGUGGCUCCGAGGCCUUGGCAUGUAGUUCAGAUAUUUAGCAGGAAUUAGUUCUUGGGUGGUUCACCAAAAAAGAAAAUGGGACCUCAGUUUUUUAAGUUUAUGUGCAGCUAUCAAUUACUUCUAUACCUUUAAAGCUAUUACCUGAUUUAUACCUUAGGGUGAAGCUGGUAAUUUAAAGGAGCAACAUAGCAACUGAAAACAAUGUUAUAGAGACGUUAUAUUGUUUUUUUUUUUCUUUAGCUUUUAGUUUGAUAGUCUGCAUAUUUCAGCUUUAACAUAUUUUCAGUUUUUUUAUUGAAAAUUGCAAAUAAAGGACAGGCAGAGGUAAAAUCUAUAUCUUUCAUACUUUUAUUCAGAUAUUUUCUUCUAUAUGUGCUGUUUACUUGCAAACCAGAAAGGUAGAGUGAAAAUGCUGCUGUUAUUGAAGUAAAACUCCUAUUACUGUUUGCCAAUUAGGUGGUUGCUUGCUCAGUGUAAACAGUAUGCUGUUAUUUCACUUAGAGACAUUCCAAGAUUUAUUCUUAAAUAUUUUUUUCUCCUGAUUCAACAAUAAGUUGCAACCUGCAAAGUAGUUCUAUCCAAUUUGUUUUAGUUCACUGGAUUUUAGUGAUUCAGCUCUUCCUAUAAUUUUACAUUUCCACUCUCAUUUUGUUAGUUGUUGAAACAUUGACAAUCCCAAAAGAAAUAUCUGAGUAUAUCUGUGUCAUUUAAGCUUCUUUUAGAUUAGUUGUUGGACUUUCAGUUGUAAAAUAAAUGUUCAUGUUGGAGAAUGGCAAUGAUGCAUAAGGUCUUAAUUUUGCAAUCUUAAAUGGGAGUUCUUUAGCUUGUCUGUCCCUUAAAUGUGUUCAAUUUUAAAUGUCUUCUUUCCCAAUCAGCUUCUACAUGAUGCUAUAUGUCAGCAUGCUGUUGAAACUUGAAACUGCAUUGUUGAUUUCUGUGUAUUGGUGCAGUAACUCAUCUAAGUGGUCAGAGAACAUUCUGCAAAUGCUGAAUAUGUAAACAAACUGUACUUUUCGAGAAUGUAGAGAUACACUCAUUAUAAAGUAAGAAAGAUUUGUUUCCAAAUAAAAAGUUGCAACAUGGAAAACAAGA
Messenger RNA from Xiphophorus maculatus (southern platyfish), 2230 nucleotides. It is a transcript of the gene rab28, whose product is annotated as RAB28, member RAS oncogene family. The record is from RefSeq and is a predicted model, not a curated record. The transcript has 9 exons. Gene Ontology annotation, cellular component: Golgi apparatus; endosome. NCBI's taxonomy places the organism in Eukaryota, Metazoa, Chordata, Actinopteri, Cyprinodontiformes, Poeciliidae. Gene Ontology annotation, molecular function: GTP binding; GTPase activity. Bases 252 to 845 code for a protein of 197 amino acids.